Messenger RNA from Conger conger (European conger), 5421 nucleotides. Its product is annotated as ATM interactor-like. The transcript has 4 exons. Gene Ontology annotation, biological process: regulation of transcription by RNA polymerase II. Lineage: Eukaryota; Metazoa; Chordata; Actinopteri; Anguilliformes; Congridae. Gene Ontology annotation, molecular function: transcription cis-regulatory region binding; DNA-binding transcription factor activity, RNA polymerase II-specific. Gene Ontology annotation, cellular component: nucleus. The record is from RefSeq and is a predicted model, not a curated record. The coding region runs from base 129 to 2237 and encodes 702 amino acids.
AUAAGAAUUCACGACCCAGGGAAAUUAUAAAGCCCUCCAUCACGGAGCUAACUAAAGAGGUGCGGACGAAUAUCCUCUGCACAGUGGAAGGAUGCGGCAAGAUUCUCCCGAACACUCCAGCUCUGAACAUGCAUCUUGUCAAAUCACACAGGGUCAAGGACGGUCUUGUGAACCCCACGGUGAGGAAGAGCAUGAAGGGGUCACAGAAGCUUUACUGCUGUCCAGUAGAAGGCUGUCCAAGAGGAACCAGCAGGCCUUUCUCCCAGUUUUCCCUGGUCAAACAGCACUUCAUGAAGAUGCACGCAGAGAAGAAGCACAAGUGCACCACAUGCAGCAACUGUUACAGCACUGAGUGGGACUUGAGGAGGCACGCUGAGGAUUGUGGGAAGACCUUUCACUGUACCUGCGGGUGCCCUUACGCAAGCAGAGCUGCGUUGCUGUCUCACAUUUACAGGACAGGUCAUGAGCUUCCUACGGAGCACAGAUAUCCCCCAGUCAAAAAGAGGAAGAUGGAUGGUGCUGCAAAAGCCAGGCCCAAUGAGCAUGUGUAUCAAGUAGUGAAUAUGGGAAAAGAGCUUCUUUCUGACAUGUUGAUUUCAGCUCAUGGAGCCUCUUACUCAGAGCCUGGGAGCCAAAACUUAAAUUCCACAAAAAAUAUCCCAAAGCUUCUGCUGCCUAAACCAAAGAUAGCCCUCCUGAAUGUUCCCGUGAUGCAGUUUGCCCACGUACCAGUUCUCCUCUCCUCAGCAGAUAGUAAUGCCAUGAGAUCGGUCCUUCUGACUGUAGACAGCCAAGGCUCUGUAAUGAGUGCCGUUCACCUUCUUCCCCAAUCCGCGGGAGCAGUGAUACCAGCACUGGGUACAAGGACAUUGAGUUCCAGAAAUACUAUGCCUGUUCCCAGCCUUGGACUGGACGGUGUGAGUGUCGGAGUCCAAGUGAACUUGGACGGUGACUGCUAUGACCAUAAUCUGGUAAGUGACGUGGAACACAGGGGCAAGAGCACAUCUGCUGAUAUCCAGACCGAUAUAACUUAUCUCUCAAAGGGCCACCCACCAGUACCGCUGUGCUCUCUUGGCGAGGCCUUGGUUUCAUCAUGCUCCCAGACAGACAUUAGUGUUGGCACUCAGGUCCUACUUCCUGUCAGUGUAGAGACACAGACCUUUCCAUCACUGUCCAAAAUCACCUCCUCCAUAAGUGCACAGACAGACUCUUUAGGCCAGACUUACUCCUCCUCAUACCAUGUCACUAGGGAGACGCAGACAAAUUACCGCCUGGCCAUCUCUGAGGAUGGAGGGCAGAUUGACCAAGCUGUGAUAUGUGCAGACAUAUUUAAUAGUGAGGCCCUCGGUGUUUCGACCCAAUCUGUCUCAAAGGAAGGACUUUUCAGACCCGACAACGCUGUUGAAGAACCUCUGAAUGGCAGUGACUCCUGUCCGUACGACAGUAAGUCUACUGGGAUGAUGUGUUUCAGUGCUCAGACUGACCUGCUCCACCCAAACCCCAUGGCAGACAACCAGACACAGACUAUGACAUUGUUCAGUGACUUUGAGAAAAUGCUGUCUGACAGUAUGGACAGCAGUGCACUGGAGAGCCACAGCACACUGUCAGAUGCCACAGCUAGCUGUGAAGUGGAACUAGCAUCCGACCAAGAACAAACGCCGGGCAUCGACUUCGACUUUGAAGAGUUUUUAAACGCUGUGCAUAUUCAGACACAGACUGAGGAGAGCGAGCUUCUCACCUUGAGUUCUGAGACUCACUUGGAGUCACUUGACAUCGAAACUCAGACAGACUUCCUGUUCUUCAGCCACCUGCCAGACUGUGAUGAGAAUGGAAAGGCUCAUUCCAACGAUCUUGGCCUGGAGAUGUUCGACACACAGACACAAACUGACCUCAACUUCCUUUUGGACACAACCAGCCACAUACCCCUGGGGAACUUCCUCAAGCAAUCAAGCUUCUCUGUUAGCACUGAGUCCACAGAUAUGGAGACACAAACGGACAUGUUCCAGCCUGAUGGCAGCCAGGUGACACUUAGCAGUACAGAGACGCAAACAGUGACCAGCUCUUUCGAGAGCCUGGGCAGCCUGUUCCUGACCAGUAACGAGACCCAGACGGUAAUGGACGACUUUCUGACUGCCGACCUUGCCUGGAACAUGGAUUCUCAUUUGAGCUCUGUGGAAACCCAGACCAGUGAUGAGUUCUUCUCUCUCUUUCAGCACCCUGAGAAACCCAACAGUUGAGUAUUCCUGGUGUCAGUCACUGAAAGGGCAGUUUCUGAGCCAGUUCGGUGUGCGGGGUGGGGAUCUUUCAUCCCACUUUACUCUGAGACCUCAUGGGUAACAUGGUCAGGACAGAAGAGGUUAUUGGCAACAAUGUUAUUGUUUUGUAGAUAACAUUUCAAGAAUUUUUAUAACAUCAAAAGCACUUUAUCAUUUUAUGCAUUCCUUUCCCAAUACCCCAUAUGAUUAAUUUGCACAAAAAACAAAGUAAGUAUUUUGUUGUACAGUAUCUAUAUAUUCCAAUAUGAACACUAAUAUUGAGCGGGCCAGGCUUGCCUCCUGUGAGAAUAUUAUAUGUGUAAAUGGAGAUUAGCAUUUGGAAUCACAGGGUGUCAGCAUUCAUAUUAUGUAGUCAAACUAUUGUUCCAGAACACCACAAACUGUUUGUUGCAAGUUCUGACUUUUGCCAUCUUUGAUUCAUUGAUAGCAUACCAUUCCCACCAAUGUAAACAUCAAUACUGUAAAGAACACCUCGUCAUAACUUGAUUUCAGCUACACCAGUGACUCUUACAGUAAAUAAGGAAUAAUCCAAGGUUAAAGGGUUUUAACACAUGAACAAAGAACCACCUGACACGAAUCCACCUUGGACUAGAUUAUUCUGCUUAUACCAUACCUGCAAAUGCAGGCAAAAGCAAUCAAACAACCAAUCAGAUAUUAGACCCUCCCUGCUGGCUUUGAUGGGUGAUAUUUUCAGAUUCAAUUAUUUCUCAGUUCACACUCAUGCCAACAAUCCUGAAAUAAUGAAAUGUGGAAAUGAUUAAUUGAGGAUAUAUAUCAUUUAAUGUGGAAAUAAUUUUGCAUGUAUUUAUUUAUGUUGACAUUUCACUAUUUGUGUAAUUAUUUAGUUAUGCAACAAUAGUUCUCCAGUCUUAGCCCAUUCAUUAUACACAAUAUAUCACACAAUUUAGCUAACAUAGCUACCUUCUCUAUUUUGUGUUGGCUAGCUACUAAAGGAAAAGAUUUGCAAAAUGCCAUUUCAAGACGUCACAUAUUAGCUAACUAAAGCCAAUAUUUUAAUGCUUAUCAUUACAGCAUUAGCUUUUUGGCCAAUAAUAUCUUGAUGUAAUUCACAAAACCACUCAUGUUUCUAUCAAAUGCCAUUUCAUAAUAGCUUUAUUGACCUGACAAAAUUGUGGUCAUUAAAAAUGCCUUUCAGCUCAUAUUAUACUGCCAUAGCAUUUCACCAAGGACACGCAAGGGGCUACGGCUCAUUUAGCUGAGCAGGCAGCGCAUUAAUUUAAAAUGGUGAUUAAACUUUACCUGGACUACCUGUACAUUAUACAGUUUUAAUGCGUGCAUACCCUCCAAUCAGGAGCGAGUAUUCACCCAGAACAUUGUAUAAUUAUGCCUACUGCAGGAUUUUAAAGGCAUUGAGUUUGACUGUUACAGAAUACAUGCACUCCCAUCACUUCCUGUGCUGCUUGUUGCACCCUGUAAUUGGUUGUUUCAUUUCAGCACACCUUCCAUUCCCGUUGGACCUUUAAUGAGCAAAUACUUUAAUGAUUUGUGUUCUAUAUUAAUAAGGCAAAUCAACAUGCUGUGAAAAAGGAAUUUGAAUACAAUAGGUCCUUGCAGGGUCCAGAUAAUCCCAUAUAGGAGACUGAAAGUGUAGAAGCUCUCACUUUAAUAAUGCUCUGACAUGACUGCAUGUUUUAUAUUAUGACCUUUCAUGAGCUUUCUGACUGGAAAAUUCAUACUUCAUGUUAAAUAGUUUUCAAGUUUGAUGAUUUGUGAUUUUGCAUAUACUGUACAGUAUUGCAUCUAUUUACUUUUUGUUGUUUUCCGGGUACUGAAUGAAUAUUUAUUUUUGGUGUUGCUUUUCAACAAAUUUCAACACCGUGCUGCUUCUUUAGGAAGGGACCCAGAGUGAAGUUAUUUCCCUAAUAAUGUUAAAUAUAUUGCAGAACAUAUUGUGUAUCUAUUGAGCAAGUAUAUUAAUACUGUUUUUUUCUGAAUAGAUUCAUAUUUGAGUAUUUUUGGUUCUAUAUAUUUUCAAUGUCAAAUCUGAAAAAAUGUGUAUUCUUAUUUAAAAUUUGUGUUUGUAAAGCACAAUAUUUUUUGAUGCUGUGUUUUUGUCCUGUUGUCCCACAAUGUGGGACUGAUUUCAUGGAACCAUUCCUUGUGCUGUUUUUUGGUUUUGUAAUACUGGCUGUUUACUGCGUGUUUUGGACACAUGGAAUAGUCCUCUUUACUUAAACUAAAAAACUGCUGGGGAUUGUUGUUUUCUGUACAUAAGAUGGACAUGUGGUUAUGAGAACACUACUUCCAAUUUAUCGCUGCUUUGACACCGACUGAUGUUAUUUUGGUGAAGCUGAAUAUGUACAUAUACCUUAAAAUCAUCUUUUUCUGUAGAGAAUGCACUUCUUUAACUUAUCUGUUUCAGGAAAUUUCUUUAAAAUUAAGUAUUGGGCUUGCAUAUUUAUUUAAGUUUCCCAUGGCAAAAUGGACUAUUAAGUUACAGUGGCUUCAGAAACUAUUCAGACCCCUUCACUUUUUGCACUUUAUUGUGUUGUGUAUUUACUUUUAAAUGGAUAAAGCUGCCAUUUUUGCCCAUCAAUCUACACUCAAUAACCCAUAACGAUAAGUGUUUUUAGAAACCCUUGCAAAAACUUAAACUAUUCAGACCUGUUGCUGCCACACUCCAAAUUGUGGUCAGGUGCAUUCUUUAAUUAUCUCUAAGAUGUGUCUAGAACUUGAUUGGAGUCCACCUGUGACAAAUUUAAUUGAUUGGACAUAGUUUAGGAAGGCACACACCUGUAUAUACUUAUUGAGCUCUUUAUUAGGUAUUUAAUAGACUUAUUUUUUAGACUUAAUGGUCUUCUGCUGCUGUAGCCUAUCCACUUUUAGGUUUGACGUGGUGUGUGUUCAGAGAUGCUCUUCUGCAUUCCACUGUAUGAAUAGGUCUGAAUACUUAUAUAGAGAGAUUAAAAUUUUGAUUUUUAAUACAUUUGCAAAAAGAAAUUCACAUGUUUUCACUUUUUCAUUAUGGGUUAUUAAGUGUAGAUUGAUGGGCAAAAAUGCCAAUUAAAUCUACAACACAAUAAAGUGCAAAAAGUAAAUGGGUCUCAAUACUUUCUGAAGCCACUGUAUAUGUUCAGCUGUCAAAUGCAGUAGUUACACAAAAUAAAACGGUUCAGAAAAGGCA